This is a messenger RNA of Periconia digitata, 3564 nucleotides long. The record is from the annotation of a GenBank genome assembly. Lineage: Eukaryota; Fungi; Ascomycota; Dothideomycetes; Pleosporales; Periconiaceae.
UACCAUUGGUGUGAAAGUAUGAAGACGUUUCUCUGCCUUACUUCCAGAGCACAAGACGAGCCUGAUGAAUAUCACAACAUACCGGUCAACCUUUUGAAAGAUGACGAUGCGACGACUGCCGUAAACAUUGAACGAAUCAACAAGAGUACCAAAUUGCAAAAGCUGCUGCAAGUCAUAAGAUGCGAGCUCGAAAGACCAAAGGAAUCGAUAGCAACUAGUGCUCUCAGCCCAACAAAACAAUGGACACCUCUAUAUUACUCAGUCUACCACAAUCGAACUGCAGCGCUUCAGCACUUUCUUCACGCUGGCCACUCUCCCAAUGGUCUCGUCGACUUAGGGCAACCUCCUCUUUGCAUUGCAACGGCAGCUGGACAUCUGGAUGUGGUCACGCUACUCUGUGAAGCAGACGCAGACAUUAAUGCAGCAGUUAGAUACACUGGCGAGAUGGCGCUCCAUAUUGCCAUCAAUGCCGGUCGGAGCGAUUUGACGGAUGUUCUUCUCUCAUGCAAUCCAAAUCUAAAUGCAAAAACUCUGCAAAGUCGCGAGACACCACUCCAUUACGCGGCUGCGAAAGCUGGAUCACUUGCCACUGUCGUUUCAUUGAUCAAAAGAGGAGCGGAUGUCGAAGCUCUAAACGCCAAAGGGUGUAGCCCUGCAGAAGUUGCUCUGCAGUCGAAGAAUCUGAAUGCUGCCGUCGCUAUUGUGAGUGCAGCUCGCGGAAGUCGAAGGAUCCUGGCCAAAGAGAAAGAGUUGUUGCUCAAACACGUCGAGAAGGCACAAAACAGAUUCUCUAUGAACAAUGAGCUCAUAGGAGAUAUUUUUGAAGCCGGGUGUCCACCGGACUCCACUGUCUUGAUAGAGGCCAUCAAAAGGAACGACUCAGGCUUGGUGGAAAUGUUCCUCGAGAAAGGUGCUGAUCCCAACCGAUCAUCUGCGUCGGGGCUGCUACCUAUAUUUGCAGCGUUGGCAUGCUCGGGAUCGCAGAUCAUGCAUACGCUCAUUAAACACAAAGCCGAUGUCACAUUGAAGGAUCAGAGUGGACACACCGUUCUCCAGGGCGUUUUCGAAAGCGUCUUGGCGCAUGAUAGAGAGGUUGUCUCGAAGCUUUUCCAGAUGCUCCUUUCUAAUGGAGCCGACCCGCUUGCCAGAUAUUCGGAUGGAUCGACACUACUCCAUCAUGCAGUCGUGGAGGGAUCAGGCAUAGCCAAAAUUGUACAACAGCUGUUACAGCAUGGAGUCAAAAUCGACGAGCAGGAUUUCCAGGGGAAUACGGCACUACAUAUGGCAUUCCGCAAUCGACUGUGCAUCUCAGUUCUAAUCAAACAUGGCUCCAAUACUGAAUUAUUGAACAAGGAAGGAUUGACUGCUCUUCUACACGCGACUAAAUAUGCCACCAGAGACAAGGAGCCAGAUUUUGAACCAUUAGUUAAGGCAUCCAAUAUCAGUACAACGGACCCUACGGGGAUGACAUCUCUACACUUCGCUUCCCAGAACGGGCUGGAAAGAGCAGUGCGUGCUCUGCUUCAUGCCCGUUCAGACACAUCCGCGGUAGAUUCUAGAAAACGAACACCACUACUACUUGCGGUUUGUCACCAACAAUGGCAUAUCGUCCCACUUUUCGCAUCACAACCGGGCGUGAAUGCCUGGAAUGAAGAGGGACUUACUGCACUGCACCUUAUUGCUAUGAGCACGCCAAACAGUCCAUCUUCAUGGAAAGAUAUUGCCUCUGCUACUGCACCGUUCUGCGAGAAAGGUGUGAGCAGGACUUUGCGCGAAAAGUCAGGAGCGACCCCACUUAUACUGGCUGUGAAGUCACUUCCUGAGGACGGUUUGCCCGUUGUUGAAGCACUACUUUCUCGAAAGGGUUCCGAGAGAAGUAACUGUGUAGGACACCAGGAUUUGCAGCAACAUGAUGCCCUGUAUUAUGCAGCAACGCUUUGCAAACCCUCAUUUGUUUUGGCGCUGUUGAAAAACGGCUCGCCGUUUGCUCUAAAAGAUUGGCUACCAAGCAACAAAUUGGUUGAUGCAGACAAUGCCGUGGGUAAACAAGUCCUGAAAAUCAUGGCAGAGCAUGAGUGGCUGCAUCGUGCUCUAUCACUUCAAAGACAAUCCUUUGGUGACUCAAGCGGAUCAGCCCUUCCCUCAAUCUUGCCAAUCGACGACCUCCGUCUUCUUCUCACCAUGGGUCUUAACCCCAACUCGCCACCAAAAUCCAAGUUCACAAGUCCCCUUCUCUGGACAGUUUUGAACCAGGUGCAGCCGUCCCUGCCUACAGAGUACCUAUCUGAUGUCCUGAAGGUUUUGUUCACUUUCGGCGCUGACGCUAAUGUAAUUGCAACGCGGAAUAUGCCUCGAAAUUCGCUGAAUGAAGGCACUCAGAGUACAGGUCUGACCAUCCAUCCUUUAACCUACCUCCUGGAGCGAUCCCAAACCGUGGAAAUAUCUCUCAUUCAACUCUUCCUGGACAAUGGCGCCAAACUCUCUAUCGCAUCAACUUUUUUCAAGGGCCGUCACCCUCUUCACACCGCCGUCCAGAUCAAGCAAAUCGACAUUAUCAAACUCUUCCUCAAAAACAACGCAAAUGUAAACUCCAAGGACGCCAACGGCCUCACACCCCUUCACACGUCGAUCCUCCAAAACAAUCCAGAAACAACAGACAUGCUCCUGCACGCCGGCGCACAAAUCGACACCAAAGACAACGCCGGCAACACACCCCUUCACAUCGCCGCCCUCCACAGCAACGCAUCUCUAAUAACCACUCUCCUCCACCGUGGCGCGUCCGCAAGCGCCCUUAAUUCUCACGGGAAAACACCAUUAGACCUCUUACCUCCUUCCCCAAACAAUCCAGACGCACAACGCAUCUCCUCACUCCUCACCUACGCGCAAGAAGACGAGCGUCGCAGCAUGUCCACCAGCACCAUCACAUCCUCCUCUCAGCCCCUCUCCACCACUCCUCCCUCCUCAAUCACAACUUCCUCCACCGCUCCCGCUCCUCCACCCACCACCCGCAGAAAGAAAUCUUUCGUCCGUCCCCCACCAACCCCAAUGACUCCCCACCAACUUCUGUCCACAUCCGCCAAAGUCCCUCCCCAUCUCCUCCGCAACCAAUCAAACCCCUCCAUCGACCUCGACGAGCCCCAGCAGCCCAAACCAGAAACCGCAACGCCAGUCCGUCUGUCCAAACAGGUCGUUAGUAUCCGCUACACGCCUCCCACGCCGGAUCCGCAUGCCCGUCUCGCAUCACCCCUCCCUUCUUCCUCUCCUGACCAGAAUCCUGUUGUGGUUAGAGAGGAGAAAAGGGUGGAUAGCAGCGUGCAUCUUGCGCUGGUGCAAGGGGAAGAAGGGAAAGUUGCAGUUGUAAGGGGUGAGGACGAGGCGGAGAAUAAGAAGCAGAAGAAGGAAUUCCCGAUUUUGGAUCGGAAGUGUACUUCUUUUGAUCGCAAAGACGAAGUGGGGGGGAAGAUGGGGAAACAGGUGGAAAAUCGCGGAGAUGGGCAUGGGGAAGGGGACGGAGAUGAACUUGCGUCUUGGUUGGCGGUUAGUGGGGCUCUGGAGAGAUUGUGA